AUGGCUACAAAUAAUUAUUUGAAUGUUGCAAAUAAAAAAAUGAAGCUUUAUCAAGAUAGUAUAAUUAAUGAAACAGAAAAAUUUAAUUUAAAUGAUUGUGUUGGUGUUAAGAUUAAUACAGUUGAUACAACAAAUGCUAAUGCAAAACUUUUACCAUGCUUAAUUAUCGAAAAAAUUGAAAAAGAUGGAAAAAUUACGUUUAAGUUGGCAUGUCAAUAUGGUAAAUUAGAAAAUAUGUGCUCAGUUGAACAUCUUAUUGACUUAAAAAUGGCUUGUUCAAAAGCAUUAAAAAAAAUUAUUAUUGAUGAGUUAAAGGAUAUUACAUUUAUUGAAGCAUGUAAGCUUUACGUACGCGCAUCAAUAACUGGUAAAACCUGCGAUUGCAAGGAUAAGUGUGCUACAAAACAAUGUUCCUGUAAAAAAAUGAAAGUUUCAUGUUCGACAAAAUGUCAUUCAAAACGAGGUGGUUGUACAAAUAUGGAUGAAUAG
Molecule: messenger RNA, 489 nt
Organism: Rotaria sordida
Lineage: Eukaryota; Metazoa; Rotifera; Eurotatoria; Philodinida; Philodinidae
Source: the annotation of a GenBank genome assembly